Penicillium salamii is the source of this 1605-nucleotide messenger RNA. The record is from the annotation of a GenBank genome assembly. NCBI's taxonomy places the organism in Eukaryota, Fungi, Ascomycota, Eurotiomycetes, Eurotiales, Aspergillaceae.
AUGCCAAACCUCAUAUACCUGCCCAACGAGCUUUUGCUGUGGAUUGUGUCGCGUUUGCACGGCAGUGCAUUAUUUGCCCUCGCAAAAUCAUGCAAAAGCCUUCAUUUUAGACUGCAACCCAGCAUCUGGAAAUACAACAUCAAAUUUCAGAACAGCAAUCUGUUGCACCUGGCCGUCAAAUAUGACAACGUUGGUCUUGCGGAGGUUUUGCUCCAGCACAAUGCCAACAUCAAUGCAUUUUACCGAGGCAAAACUCCUUUAAUGAGGGCGCUAAAAUACUCUUCCGCUGCUGUGCGUGAACUCUUGCUCAAUUGUCGAGACCUAGACAUCAAGAUCCAAAAUCAAGCGCGCGACAGCGCUCUAUCCUAUGCCAUCCACUAUGGGAAUUUCUCCACCGUCAAGAGCAUCCUAGAACAACCCAACGUCAGAGUGGACGUCAAGCAUAAACACGGCCGAACGGCGCUCCAUCUAGCAGUCUUCGCAGGCAGAAUAGGGUUCGUGCAUCUGCUUCUUUCUAGUGGCAGCGAUCCUGAUCUACAGGAUGAUUCAGGCCACUCGCCAUGGGACUGGGCACGUCGCUUCAACAGGCCCAUGAUGGAAAUGAUUUUUUCAAACGAUCCGAAGUCCGAGGUAUUUCUUGGUACUCAAUCAUCACAGGAUGCUGAGCUACCUCUUCACCAAGCAGUAUCCUAUGGGUCGGUAGAUGCUGUCAAACGGCUCCUCGGACAAAAGGGUCUGAAUGUGGACAUCCAGAACCGGAAAGGCUACACGCCGCUCCAUCUCGCCAUUCAAAGCAAACGCCUGGAAAUGAUCAAUUUGCUCCUAAGUCACCCCCGUGUCAACGUGAACUGCACAGACAAAGAUGGAAAUACGCCACUUUGGAUGUCUACUUACUCGUCAUGCGACGAGAUAACCGAAAGGCUGUUGGCCGAGAAAGACAUUAACGUUAAUUUUGUUGGAGGCCAUGGGAGAUUCGAGCCGCCGUCCACAUCUCUACACCACGCCGCGACCAGACUGGAUACCGUGAUCCUACGACGGCUCCUCGAAGUGCCAGGGAUUGAUCCGAAUCUCUGCGUUGCAGGCCACUCUCCAAUUUCCGUUGCCGCAUAUCACGGACGCAUGAACACGGUUGCUUGUCUGUUGAGUAUGGAUGGUGUGGAGAUCAAUGGAAGGGAUUUAGUAGAUCCGCCCAUUUGUCGAGCGGUUGCACAUGGCCAUCUCGAUGUGGUAAGACUUUUAGUGCAACAAGGCGCACGUCUGCACAUCAAUGAGAGCACGAUCGCGACCCACGACACUGCUCUCUGCAUUGCUGCCCGUGGCGGUGACUUGGAGAUGGUCCAGGCACUACUACGCCAUGAUCGAAUUGACGUCAACCUCAGAAAUCGAUGGUUUGAGGAUCCAUUGAUGUUGGCGGUCAAGGGUGGACAUUUCUCGAUUGUUGAUGCACUUGUGGUCAAUCCCAGACUGAAAUACUUCAGUUUGAAGAGAUCUCUAGAUCUAGCAAGAGACGGUUGCACCCAGAGGGCCGUUCGAAGCAGAAUGGAAGAAGACAACACUCAAACAUUGUUGAAGCGGUCUCCGAGGAGAAGGUUUGGUGGUCUGUAA